Triticum turgidum subsp. durum (durum wheat) is the source of this 2622-nucleotide messenger RNA. The record is from the annotation of a GenBank genome assembly. Lineage: Eukaryota; Viridiplantae; Streptophyta; Magnoliopsida; Poales; Poaceae.
AUGGAGGACUGCGUCGACAUCUUCACCCACGACCUCAACGGCGGCCAUGGCGGCAAGGCCUGGCUUAAGCGCAGGCUCAGGAAGAUCAAGACGCGCCACGAGAUCGCGAGCCGCAUCGAGGAACUCAAGGCUCGAGCGCUAGAAGUAAGCAACUGCCACCAUAGGUAUAAGACUGAUGAGUGUGUUGGUUCCCCUGACUGCAUUCCUCCUCCUCGGGGCCUGGUCGCUAUUGACCCUCGAAUGGAGGCACUCUAUGUAGAUGCCAACAGCCUUGUGGGCAUGGAUGGCCCAAAGGAGAAGCUCAUCAAGCUGCUCAGUCAGGAGCAGGUGGGUGGAAAUCGCCUAAAAGUGGUGGCUGUUGUUGGAUCUGGGGGUAUGGGCAAGACAACUCUCGCCCACCAAGUUUAUACUAAGAUCAAAAGCCAAUUUGAUGCCAAGGCUUUCAUAACGGUGUCUCCAAAUCCCAGUACUGUGGAGGCUCUGUCAGAUAUAUUGCAAGGAUUUCAGGGCUGGGUGUCCUCUAGCCUGAAUGAUGAACGCAAACUCAUCGAGGAACUCCGGAAGUACCUCAAAGAGAAAAGAUACCUUAUCGUGCUGGAUGAUAUCUGGGCAAUCAACGCAUGGAACACUAUUAAAGGUUCUUUUGUGGAGAAUAAUCUUGGUAGCAGAGUUAUAACAACUACACAAAUUGAAGAUGUUGCUAAGGCAUGCUGCUCUUGUUUUCAUGGGCAUGUCUAUAGGAUCAGACCUCUUAGUGAUCUUGACUCAAGGAGAUUAUUUUAUAGAAGGGUAUUUUAUUCUGAUGGUGUAUGUCCCGAGCAACUAAAGAAUUUUGCCGAUGAAAUAUUGAAGAAAUGUGAUGGUGUUCCAUUAGCUAUUCUCAGUGUAGCCAGCUGUUUGUCUAGUCAUGAAGAGGUAAACUCAAAGGAAACAUGGGAGAAGAUGCAAAAUCAUUUUGGUUUUCCAUUGGAAGGACACCCUGCAUUAGAAUGGAUGAGGCAUGUGCUUACGCUUGGCUACAAUGAUUUGUCUUUGGAACUUAAGACAUGUUUGUUGUAUCUUGGUAUAUUCCCGAAGGCUUAUAAAAUAAAGAAGGAAGAUUUGGUGAAGAGAUGGAUUUCCGAGGGUUUUAUUACUGAAAAGCAUGGUUAUAGCCAUCAGGAGAUUGCCAAAAGCUACUUUAGUGAGCUCAUCAACAGAAACAUGAUCCAAAUAGCCGAGUACGAUGACUGUGGGCAUGUGCUGUCGUGUAGAGUGCAUGAUCUAAUGCUUGACUUUAUCAUACUGAAAUCCACGGAAGAAAACUUUAUCACUGUAAUCAAGGAACCACCUACAGUUAAUGGUGCACACAACAUGAAAGGCCAUUUCGAAUUCCGCCGGCUAUCCCUCCAAGUUGGUAAUUCAGAAUGCACUCAGGUUCUGGAUAACACCGCUCUCACCCAAGCUAGGUCUUUGAACUUUUGGGGUGAACCAGAAUGUAUGCCUUGUCUCUCAAGUUUUCAACUUCUGCGAGUUCUGCAUCUUUAUGCUCGCGGCGACGAAUAUCAACACUAUGAUCUAUCUCCCAUAUGCAACUUUUUCCAACUGAGUUAUUUGAAGAUUGGAGGUGUGCAUUGUGAGAAACAGCUAAGAGAAUUGCAUAAGUUACAACAUUUGAAGACAUUGGAGCUAGCUAGUGGUGUAGGGUCUUUUCGGCUAGAUGUCAGCAUAUUACCCUCGACGCUGUGCCACCUGAUUGUUCCGACUAGUGUGGAACUGUUUGGUGAGAUCGGCAGGAUGAAAGCCCUUUGUACUUUGGUUGGAUUUUCCAUACUUAGUCGAGAUGUGAAGAGCAUGAAGGCCCUGGGUGGUCUGAGCAAUCUGAGUGAGCUAGAGCUAUAUCUUCAAGGGCCUUUUGUUCCUGAUUCUGAUUCUAAUUAUGAUUCUGUUUAUGAUGCUCUACUCCUCUCCCUCAGCAGACUUGGCAGGCUUCAAUCCAUAACCUUCCACGGUCUCGCAAGAUAUACUUACCUGACGAAGUAUGUCUUAACUUGUUGGUCCGCUCCACCGCCAAGCAAUCUUCAUAGAUUACAUGCGCAGGGCUUCACCUUCUCUAUCGUCCCAGACUGGGUUGCACAACUCAACCAACUCAGAAGCCUGAAAAUUGAAGUUCAGUCACUGCUGAGAGAUGGUGUGGAGGUUCUGGCCAGGCUGACCAUGCUGGUGCACCUUACAUUAUUUGUUAGGGAGCAUGUUCCCCUGGAAGGCUUAGUCAUCCGAGGUGGAGCAUUUCCAAACCUGAAAGAACUUUGGUUCAGGCAUAAAGUGCCUUUCCUCAUGUUCGAGGCAGGGGCCAUGCCCAGGGUUCAGAGCCUCACUAUAGAGUGUUAUGCACAAGCAGAGCGGCAAGGUGAUGAUAGUGUACUUGAUGGCAUCGAGCAUCUGGGAAGCCUAGAGACAUUCAAGGUGUACAUUUGUAACCAGGAGAAUUUCAGCAUGUUGUAUCCAUUGACAUUGAAUCUUUCCAAGAAGCCGCACGUGGAAGAUAUUCAACGGUGGGACAAACAUAGUAUUGAGGCAAUGCUGAGGAAGGCGAUCAACAAGCAUCCAGGGAAUCCACAUGUUAGCAUUGAACUUGUGUAG